AUUCUGAAGGAAAUGAGCGGAAAUAUCGUACGUCACUUCCUGGCCCCUCCACAAGCGCGAAUUUUUUGUUUGUUGGCAAAAAGCUCCAAAAUCUUCGGUCAUGGACGACGUCUCCGUGGACGGUUUGAUCCUGAAGCUUCAUGACGUGAACGCGGUGAAGUUCGGAGAAUAUAAACUGAAGAGCGGCCUGAUGACGCCGAUCUACAUCGACCUGAGGGUCCUGGUGUCGCACCCGCGACUCAUGAACCAGGUCUCCAGCCUCAUCUAUCGCUGCGUGAAGGAGGAAGGCCUUCAGUUCCAGUCGGUGUGUGGAGUUCCUUACACGGCUCUUCCUCUGGCCACCAUCAUCUGCUCCACGCACGAGCUGCCCAUGCUCAUAAGGCGGAAGGAGGCCAAGGACUAUGGAACCAAGAAGCUGGUGGAGGGGUCCUUCCGUGGGGGGGACACGUGUCUGAUCAUCGAGGACACCGUGACCAGCGGCAGCAGCAUCCUGGAGACGGCAGACGUGCUCUGCAAAGAAGGGCUGAAGGUGACGGACGCCGUCGUUCUAAUGGACAGAGAGCAGGGCGGCGUGGAGAUGCUGGCGUCUCGGGGAAUCAGACUCCUGCCCGUCAUUUCCAUGUUCAAGCUGCUGGACGUCCUGCUCGCCGCUGGACGCAUCGACGGGCCGACGGCCCAGAGCGUCCGCAGGUUCAUCCAGGACAACAACACCUUCAGCUCCAAAAAGGAAAACGGUGGUGAAGCUGCAACCAAGAAGCCGUGUCUGGACCUGAAACGGGAGCAGAGCUACGCUGACCGGGCCCAGUUACCGAACGUCCAUCCUCUGGCCUCAAAGCUUCUGCAGAUCAUGGAGGAGAAGCAGUCCAACCUUUGUGUCUCUGCUGACGUGACGAGCAGCGAGGAGCUGCUGCAGCUCGCCGACCUGCUCGGCCCAAAGAUCUGCGUCCUGAAGACCCACGUGGACAUCCUGAAGGACUUCACACAGGACUUCAGCCUGAAGCUGCAGGUUUUGGCGGACAAACACAACUUCCUCAUAUUUGAAGAUCGCAAGUUUGCCGACAUCGGAAACACCGUCAAGCACCAGUAUGAAGGCGGCGUUUACCAGAUCUCCUCGUGGUCCCACAUUGUAAACGCUCACGCCGUCCCGGGGCCUGGCGUCGUCAGGGGCCUCUGCGCGGUGGGGAAGCCUCUGGGCCGCGGCUGCCUGCUCCUCGCUCAGAUGAGCUCCAGCGGCUCCCUGGCCACCGGCGGAUACACAGCGGCUGCGGUGCAGAUGGCAGAGGAGCAUUCGGACUUUGUGAUGGGGUUCAUCUGCUGCUCCAAGGUCACCCAGAGCCCCCAGUUCAUCCACAUGACUCCUGGGGUGCAGCUGGAAGCUGGAGGAGAUUCAUUGGGCCAGCAGUACGCCACCCCUGAGGAAGUGAUUUGCAGGAGAGGCUCUGACAUCAUCAUCGUGGGACGGGGUAUCCUGGAGGCUCCUGAUAGGCUGAAGGCUGCCGAGUCGUACCGACAGUCGGGCUGGGACGCGUACAUGAAGACCCGGAGCGGCCAGUAAGGAGGACGGAGCCUUUCGGGGAGACUCGGCCCCCACAGAGGAGUUGCGUUAGCAGUUCCAAUCCGACACAUCGCUGACCCGCAGACGUUAGUGCCGCCAACAAAAAAAGCCUCUGUCCUUUCCCGCCAUCGCAGCCCCCAGCUCUGCGCCGCUCGGCUGGUUCCUCCUGGUCACGACUGGACUUCCUGUCAAGUGAUUCCGUUCUGUGAAUGUUCCUGCAGACGGGAACGUGAAGCUGGACCGUCUCUGCUGCUCUGUGUGUCCUCAGGGGUCAAGACACUUCCUUCCUCCCUUCAAAUGAUGCAAUUAGGAAAACCUGUGUGUGUGUGUGCACGUGUGUGUGUGUGUUGGGAUCAGCUGGUUUUUGGUGCAGACUGUUCCUCAUGCAUCCUCCUGAUCCUCGGUCAGGGUCAAACGGAGAUUGUAGGUGUGUGUGUGUAUCCUUGUGUGUGUUUGUGUGUAUCCAUGAGUGUGUGUUUGUGUGUAUCCAUGAGUGUGUUUGUGUGUAUCCAUGAGUGUGUGUUUGUGUGUAUCCUUGUGCGUGUUUGUGUGUAUCCAUGCGUGCACGUGUGUUACAGGCUUCUCUGCUUCAGUAUUCAUGGAUGACUGACGCCCUCUCUUCCAGGUUGUGGGAUCAGAACUGUCAGUCAUGCGCCGUCCACGUUCCUCAUGUCUAAAUCUGAUGUAAUAAACUUGUUUUCUUUCAUUCU
This is a messenger RNA of Oryzias latipes (Japanese medaka), 2265 nucleotides long. It is a transcript of the gene umps, whose product is annotated as uridine monophosphate synthetase. The record is from RefSeq and is a predicted model, not a curated record. Gene Ontology annotation, biological process: 'de novo' pyrimidine nucleobase biosynthetic process; 'de novo' UMP biosynthetic process. Gene Ontology annotation, molecular function: orotidine-5'-phosphate decarboxylase activity; orotate phosphoribosyltransferase activity. NCBI's taxonomy places the organism in Eukaryota, Metazoa, Chordata, Actinopteri, Beloniformes, Adrianichthyidae.